GGCCUGGUGAAUCCAAAGUCAUCUUUCCUGCUAACAUCCUAGCAGCACAUCCUGUUCCCAUUCUACAGCAUGGAAUUUUAAGAUCAAAGGAAUGAACUUUAGAGCAAAAACUGAGACAUCAGGAGGGACACCUUUACAACAGGGAGGGAUUUUCAGUUCAUCCGAUUAGUGUCAUCAUUUCCAUCUAGAAAUAAAGCCCCCAUAUGUCCCCAUGGAGAAUCCUGAAGAAAGGAAGCUCAGCAGUACAACUGAAACUAGCAAUUUCACAGCAGCUUUGAAGGAAUUUGAGAAGUUAGUGGAAUUAACAGCGAUCCAGAAAAAAGAAGAAAGACUCGGUUUAUAUGUCAAAAAUGAAGACACUAUCGAUUAUGAGAAGUUCUAUGAUUCAGUAUUGGAACUAUUUGGUCCAGAAAUAAAAAGCCAAGAUGUGAAAAGCUUUUACAGGAAACUCAGCAACAACCCAGAUGCAUCGGUGGACUGGUGUGAGAUAUUUGGAUAUUUUCUAUCAGAAGAAGAUGCCCUUGCUUCUCAACUUGAUGAAGAAAAUUUGGUUUUUCUUAUUUCCAGAAAACAAAGAUUUCCACUUUCAGGUGGCAGGAAACGUGAUGUGGUUAAAUGUCUCGUCAAGAUUCCUCAACUGAAUUUCCUGAUAAUAGCAACUCAGAAAGGAUCAAUAACUGUCUUCAACAGUAAGAUGAGAGUUCAGGCAAACAUCAAUGUUACAGACACUUCUUGGAUUACAGGAUGUGAUUAUCUUCCUCAACUAAAACGAAUUGUUGCUGUCACAGAAAGAACUAUCAUCAUCUGGGAUUAUAAAGCACAAGGGAGUAGCCAGGACAGCUGUUUUGUCAUAAAGCCAGUGGAUCACUGCCUUCUGUGCGUUUGUGUGGUGCCUAUGACUGACCGUUUGGGCAGAGAUGACAUCCUAAUGGGAGAUGAUGGUGGCUUUGUGAACAAGUUUACUUUAAGCAGUGAUGACUUUGGACUAAGGCAGUCAAAACACAAAAGGAAAGCACAAUCCCAGAUCCUGGAUUCCAAAAACUUCAAAAGUGUUAAAAGGAAGCUACAUAAUGACUGGGUCAUGAAGAUUAACUAUAUCCAGCCCCUUCACUCCUUUGGGUCUUGCUCUUUAGACAGCACCCAUUCAUUUGUUCUGGACUCUUUGAAGAGACUUGGAGACAACACGCCAGUCAGAGAAUUUUCUAUGCCAAGAGGAGCAAAUACUUUUGUAUAUUGUAUAAGAGCAAAUGUCAUUGUUACUGGGGGAGAUGACAAAAUCCUCCGAUUAUGGCAUCCUAAUAUCAGCACCAAGCCUGUAGGGAAACUUGUUGGACAUAUGUUCAGUAUUACAGAACUUGUUACAAAUGAAAAAGACCAGCAUGUGAUCAGUCUUUCUUCUGCAAAGGUUUUUAGAGUGUGGGAUAUACAAACUCUUUCACUGUUACAAGUUUUCCACGACAGUCAAGGAGGACCAGGGGACAUGCAGAUCUAUGCAAUGAUAUUUGACCAAAACCACGGUGUGCUUAUUACAGGAUCUAGUGUUAUUGACAUGUAUCCUUUGACUCGGAUGAUACAAGACACAAAACAGAUCCCACAUAGUCAUGAUCGAGACAUCAAUGUCAUGGUUUAUAACAGAACUUUUCACCAAUUACUCACUAUUUGCUCUGAAUCUAUCAUCAAAGUAUGGGAAUUAGAGACAGGACAUCAAAUAUAUCAGAUUUUUGAUCCCCAUGGAAGCAAUGUUGAAGUAACAACUGCUGCUAUUGAUAAAAGUGGAUUUGUUCUUGCUACAGGGGCAUACACUGGCACAGUUAAACUCUGGGAUUUUGGAAGUGGGCAAGAAAUGAAAAUGUUAUUUGAAGGGAAAGACUGGAAAGAGGAUGAUCAUUGUUUGAGCCAGAUAGCCUUCGUUACAACUGAUAAAAAAAAUCACUACCUGCUCCUAGCUCUGGAGUUCAACGGGAAGAUCAAACUUGUACAGGGUAAAGAAGAAGAUCCUAUUCUUGCUGUGGUAUGGGAACUACCUGAAAUUAUGCCUAUAUUGAUUCAAGGGAAGCAUGUUAUUCAUCUGGCAGUUACUUCAAAUCCCAAGACUAUGAAUUUAACUAUCCCAGAGGUUGAACUGACACCUGAAGACAGGAAGCCUGUUGUCCUUAAUAUUAGCCCUGGAAUCAGUAUGGAAGUGACAUGCUUUGAUGUGCUGAUAAAGGAAGGCUACAACUUGAUUGCCACAGCAACUGUAAAUGGCAUCAUUGUCUUAUGGAACUUUGAAAUGAGUAUUGCCACACAAUUGCACAUACCAGAGGAUGCCUUUAAUCUAAACCUUGACCUGGAUCCCACACGCUUAAAAAUCAAUGCCAUCUUAUUCCUCUUCCGUAGCAAAGAGUAUGCAAGGAAAAUGAGUCAAGACUCUGUAAGUUCUUCAGCACAGAGUGGUGGCUUACAGAGCAGUAAGGGAAGUAAAUCAAGUAUACAUGAUGCUGAAAGCAAAGGUCAGUCAACGGGAGAGCAUUUAGAUGGUACGAAAGGAGAAACGAGUACAGGGCAAAAAACUGACACAGAUGUAUUACCGAACAUCUUCUUAAAUGAACUCCCACCACCAAUCCUAGUCACUGCUCAUGAGGAUGGACAUCUUCGGUUAUGGAACCUGGAGGGGAAAUUAUUGAAGGAUGUUUUACCUUUCACAAAACACUCUGCAAUUUCUCUUACUACACUGUACACCGAUAUCUAUGCCAGAGUGCUGCUUGCUGGAAAUAUGGAAGGUCAUGUAAUACUCUGGACUAUUGGUUCCUUCCUAGACCCUCCACAUGAAGAAAAGAAAUUUAAGCAGCAGAUUGCAUGGCGUGGGCAUGCUUUGAAAAUUGUCAAUGUCAUCUACGUAGAGGAUAAACAAGUGGUAUUGACCUGUUCUGUUGAUGGGUCAAUAAGAGUUUGGCAUGCUCGUAAUGGACAUUACUGUGGCUACUUUGGACAGCGCAGAAAAUUUGAACUGAAUCAAGUAUCUGAUUUCAUCUUGCCUUGUGAUGUUACUGAACGCCCUGUAGAAGUAAGAGAAGAGAGCAAAUACACGGAAAAGAAACAGAAAUAUGAAUAUCCUCUCAUAUUUGAUCGUAACAAAUGGAGGAAAAUGAGUUCAUUCUCCUUAUUAUUCAGACGGCCAACUCCAAAACCCUUUGAUGUUAAUCAAGAAUUUAAGUUUUUCAAAACACUUUCUUCUCCAAAGAUUAGAAGAACUGUUUUGGAACGUUCCCAGACAGGAAACAAAGAAGCUGGGGUUAUAUUUGGUGCUCUACAUAUAUACAGGGUUCCAAGCCCUACAAGUCUGAGAUUCCUUCCCCUCAUUGGUGCAGAUGCUCAUAAGGAGUCUUCAGAAAAUUUCCAAGGAAAAAAGAAGGGAGGCCGUGUACAACAUACACAAGGUCGAAGGAGAAGUCUGAGAAGAAGUUUAGCCCCAGGGGUUAAUCUGAUUUCUGCAUUCUUCCCAGCCAUUCAGAAGUAGGAAGAAAAAAAUUAAAAGUUGCUGCUACCCAGUCUUUAAAUAAAACCUUAAGAUCUGGUCAA
Messenger RNA from Antechinus flavipes (yellow-footed antechinus), 3561 nucleotides. It is a transcript of the gene WDR64, whose product is annotated as WD repeat domain 64. NCBI's taxonomy places the organism in Eukaryota, Metazoa, Chordata, Mammalia, Dasyuromorphia, Dasyuridae. Gene Ontology annotation, molecular function: protein binding. The transcript has 28 exons. The coding region runs from base 212 to 3499 and encodes 1095 amino acids. The record is from RefSeq and is a predicted model, not a curated record.